Molecule: messenger RNA, 573 nt
Organism: Ostertagia ostertagi
Lineage: Eukaryota; Metazoa; Nematoda; Chromadorea; Rhabditida; Trichostrongylidae
Source: the annotation of a GenBank genome assembly
AUGCUGCACUUUUCCUGUCUUCUGUCGAUACUCUCUGGGUCUCGCAAGGAUGCACAUCUCGUUCUUAAAAAAUGGAUUCACAUUGGUGUCUCAUUAGCACGAAAUGGAGACGCGUUUGCAUGUGCAUGUAUUGCUGGCGCACUCUUGGAAAAGGCGCUUACUUCCCUGACAUGGUUGUGGAAUUCUCUCGAUGUUCAUGCCAAAAGCGAGUAUGCAACUCUCAAAAGUAUCAACGAAUCAUUAGUGAGAGGAGAGAAACUCGAGGUUCACAACUAUUCUACUGUUGUGCCCUUUCUGCAGCCUACUUUGGAAAUUUUGUCUAAUGAGGACUCCCAUUACUUAGACGGCACGAGUUUUGCCAGCGAAAGUCGCUGUGGGCAUGGCUGGAUAGAGCCCGUGAUUGGUGCAUGGCGGCUGACGAAUCAUUGUAAAGCGGCUCGAAUUAAAUUUGCACGGGCCGACGGCAGUGUUAUGACUCACUCCUUCCUUUGCCGGCUUUUCAUCGGUGCUGAGAGUCACAAGGAUCGCUUACAGGUGGUGAAUGGAGUCAUUCAGCGGAUAGCCGAUGAAUGC